AUGGGCUCAUCUUCAGAAGUUCAGAGAAAGUGCCGCCGGCGUUCUUCGAGGGUAUGCCAAUACUGUCAGCGAAGAAAAGUGCGGUGUGACCUUGCAGUCCAUGGAUCACCUUGUACCAAUUGCUCACAUUUUGGAGUCGAAUGUGUGGUACCAGCGAAGACAUGGAAAUUUGAAAAUGGCUCGCCAUUGCAGAUCUUUGAGACACAAUUUCAGGGCUGUUACGAAGACAACGAAAAGACUCCUUCGCCAAUAGCUUUUCUUCCAGCGUGGGAAGCUGCCGAAGAGGAAGGGUUGUUCAAAUCAAUCGCGAAUAGUGAAGGCCAUGCCGGAGGAUCUAAAGACGAGACAGCCAAGUUGCAGGACCACAUGCGUUUUUCGCCGCCGGUCAUAAAGGAAUGGGCCUUUUUCGGUUAUCUGGUUGACGGGCCCAAGCCAGAGUUUAUCCAAAGGAGCUCCGCCAACCUUGAGACUCAUGAGAUCCAGUAUCUGAGAGUGAAGGGGGCGCUCUUAAUUCCAAAUGAAGAGUUUCUGAGAGAACUUUUGCGAGCGUUUAUCCAAAGAGUGUAUUAUGUUUACCCAAUCCUCAACAUCUUUGACUUUCUUUCGGCAAUCGUAUCAGAUGAUGGUCGUCACUCCGUCAGCUUGUUGCUUUUCCAAGGGGUGAUGCUCUCUGCGAUUCCUUAUGUGAGUCUCGAUAGACUUGUGGCCGAGGGCUUCUAUUCGAGAAAGCAGGCCCAAGAUGCCUUUCUCCAAAGAGUAAUGGCUCUAUAUAAUGUGGGGUACGAGACCGAACAAUUACCCAUGAUUCAGACAUCGCUUCUUCUCUCUUUGACAGAUGAUCCAACUGCUGUCAAAGACUCCUGGCACUGGUUAGGUUUAAGCCUUUCCUUUGCCCAGGCAGUGAACUUUCACUUGGACACGCCCGAAAACUGCAAAGGGGACAAAGGACUUUCCCGACGGAUCUGGUGGAGUAUGUUUACUCGAGACAGAAAACUCGCUUUGGGCAUGAAGUACCCUUGUCGAAUCCGAGAUGACACUUACCAAGUGCCAAUGCUUGCCCUCGACGAUUUUGGGCUUCAUUGCGGGGACCCGGCAAUUUCCUGGUUGGUAGGGCAAGACAUGGGGCUGCAAAAUACAGACUAUCAGAAAAAGGUGGCAUUGAUCUCUAUACAGUCAGCUGCGAUGUCUGUAGUCAUUGGUGAAAUAUUAAUGUUACAAUAUGCAUCCUCACCACGACCUUUCUCCAUGGGGGGGAUUGCCUUCAGCGACAAUUAUUCCUCGCAGAACAGCGACGCGACAAGACAUUCAGCUUUAUGA
Molecule: messenger RNA, 1317 nt
Organism: Penicillium brevicompactum
Lineage: Eukaryota; Fungi; Ascomycota; Eurotiomycetes; Eurotiales; Aspergillaceae
Product: Zn(II)2Cys6 transcription factor
Exons: 3
Coding region: 1-1317 (438 amino acids)
Biological process (GO): regulation of DNA-templated transcription; DNA-templated transcription
Molecular function (GO): zinc ion binding; DNA binding; DNA-binding transcription factor activity, RNA polymerase II-specific
Source: RefSeq, a predicted model, not a curated record